Messenger RNA from Culicoides brevitarsis, 7280 nucleotides. RefSeq lists its product as uncharacterized. Gene Ontology annotation, molecular function: guanyl-nucleotide exchange factor activity; protein binding. The record is from RefSeq and is a predicted model, not a curated record. Gene Ontology annotation, cellular component: nucleus; plasma membrane. Lineage: Eukaryota; Metazoa; Arthropoda; Insecta; Diptera; Ceratopogonidae. The transcript has 19 exons.
AUGCUAAAGUGGACAGUAACAAAACGAACGGAAACCAAUCCGUAUCACGGUCGUCGUUCCUUGGGUGCCUUGCAACAAACGUCUGCAGCGAAGCAUAACAGCAACGAAGUGCACGGGACACCAACCAGUACAAAAAUGCGUCAAGGUCGCCGGUCCUUGGCGGCAAUCAGUAUCAAAGACAUGGAAAUGAACAAAGACAAAGAAAAUCGCUACACAUCGACGCCAUGCAUCCUUCCGUUGCGGAACCAAGUGUUGACCAACAACUUGGAUGACAGCCUCCUCAGUACGAUUGCCUUACGUGAUUUAAGCAAUAUCACACCAAACAGUACGCCAAAUAGCAACAAAAAUAACAACAACAACAAAAAACGUGCCUUCCCAAAUACGCCAGUGAUGACAUCGACAAUGAAGAAAAAGCAACAAUACUCUUCGACACUGCCGACCUUCGAUGUCGAGUAUUCGCCGACUCCCUUCUCGACGUUGCCUGGCUUGGGAGACUCUUACUACGAGAACGGACGUUAUUUUCGCGAGGAAAAUAAAUCAGUCUUAGACACAAUUUCUAGUAAAAACAAAAAAGAUAAGGAACCGUUUUUAGAUGAAUUUAGUUUUAAGAAGCCCAAUACGCUUGUAGCUCCUAUUCAACCACCCAUGACACCCACGUCAGUCAACAACAACAACGACGACUCGUUGCAUUCGUCGCAAAUGGGUGACAUUACGCUGGACAAAAUGAUUGAUGCGAUUCUCGAAAGUGCCCGCAAAGAACGUCCAAAGCGUUCGGCAAGCCUGAAAAGCAAAACCUCCAAAUGUAGCGUUGAAUGCUCGCCCACUUACACGCCAGCGGACGAUCCAGCGAGCGAUUUACUGAAAUACGAAGAAAACUUGGAUCUCUCUCCGAGCUUCAAAUAUUUGGAAACAGCUGACAAAACGAUUAUUUUAGACGAGGUCGUCAUAAAUGAGCGUGAAGUUCGGACUCCGGAUUCCCCCAAAUUUGUGGCAAUGGAACGAAAGUCCCUGGGUAAGCGUAAACGCGAAGAUUCUCCCCCGGAAUCGUGUCAUUUGAAACGCCAACGUGCUGUGAGACGCAAAGUCAAACAUAGCAAUGCGAAUAACGAGCGCAUCGCAUCGACAUUGCCUAGUCCAACAACGCCCUAUUAUGACAUUGAGAAUACGUACAUCCGCAAAACCUUCGAUGAAAUUGCUGCAAUUGAGACACCAAAAGUUGCCAUGAACACCUCGUCAACCUCUUCCCUGUAUCCCGCUAGUCAAAACGAGAAUAAAUCCGUAUUGUCGACAAAUUUGUCGAAUGAAAUUACGCCAGAUAUGCGGAGUAUCAAUAUGCAAGUCAGCAGUACUCCGACUGGCGAGGGACAUAUUAUCCGAAAGUGUCUUACGUUUUCUCCAGCUGCCACAACAGAAGAUUCAAUGGAAAAACGACGAUCUGUAGCUAGCACCAAGUCAAGUUUCAAUAAUGGACGCAAUUUAUUCAUUACUGGAUCUAUUGAUCUCUCAAUAUACACAAAAGACAGCAAAUUAGUUAUUCACGCAAUUCGAUGCAAAGAUCUUCAACGAUCCACUGGGACCUCAAUUAAUGCUUAUGUGAAAGUCGCUCUUGUACCACAACCGAAUAAAGUAACAACGUACCAACGAACUGCCGUUCACCGAAAUACAAAUAGACCUUUCUUUAAUCACAAAUUCACAUUUGACCUGAAUGAAUGUGACCAAACCAAAGUUAUCAAGUUAGGUGUAUGGCACCGUGAUCGUGAAUGCAAACGCAGCGAAUUUUUGGGAUGUGUCUCGUUUCCAGUAACGAAUGCUAUUAAGAAAGACAUUCAUGGAUCAUAUAAAUUGCAACCGCAAACGUGUUUGACAAGUGUCCCCUCAAUGUCCACCACAACGCAGUCAAGUGAAAUCCAAAAGACCCCGCAAAAGCUCUCAACAAUGUACGAUUUCUCGCACGAGUCUUGCGACGACAUCACCAGUCUAGAUGACGGGCAUAUCGUGGCGCCAGGCGGUGGAGAAAUUGCUCUCAGUAAAAAGGCGUUGCAUCAACGUGAUGCCGACGAAAACUUAUUUUUGAGAUUCUUGGAGCUGGACCCGCCACAAGAAAAUACGCCGCAGAGACGACAAUCAGCAUCAUUGAAUUACAAAAGUUCGAGUGGCAGAACGCCAUUCACGAUAUCGAAACGCUUAGUCAAAACGAACGAAAAGGGGUACGGAAUGUCGAUCGUUUGGACGCAUCCACCACGUGUCGAACGUGUCGAGCCCGGGUUGCCUUCCGAAAAGGCUGGAAUCUUGCCGGGAGACUACAUUGUUUUCAUUGACAAUGAAAAUGUUGUGACGAUGCCGGAGCCCGAUGUCCUGAACUUGAUCACAGCGCAGGGAAAUACAUUGCAAUUGGAGAUUUUUCGACGACCACCUUCCAAUAAACAAGCAAAUGGCAUCAAGUCGACACUGUAUAAUGCCGCAGCAAAUGCCACAAGCAAUAACAACAAUAACACAGUACCCACUAGUCAACAAAUUACGAGGUCUCAAUCGCCGAUUAGCCAACAGACGGCAACAUUCCAAUUACAACCGGCUCCCACGUCGCAUGUGUAUUCGUCGUCCAGCACAAUUCAGCAGACGCCUACACAUCAUCCACAACUUCAGAGACAGCCACCAAUUCAGGUUCAGACAUCGAAUUCGACGCUUGCAGAAACCGACAUCGAGGCAAGUUCAAGCGCUAAACAGGCAGCACUCCAACCACUUUUGCUCACAACGACAACGACUUGCUCAAAUCCAUCGGAGUCCAAGCGAAAACUUCAUUUACCACAAGUUACCUUCAGUAAGGAGUCAAUUAUGGCAAUCACUCCUGAGGAUCAUCGUCGUCGAGUAUUGUACCAAUUAAUAAGUAGUGAGCAACAUUUCAUUAGUGCUCUGCAGUUUGGAAUGGACCGUUUUGUAACGCCCAUGAAAGAACGAAAGGAUAUUAUUUCUCCAAAUGAUCACAAAGUGUUGUUUCAAAAUAUUGAUGAGUUGAUGCAAAUUUCCAAAGAUAUCCUUGAGCAACUGCUACAGGAAGACGUUGAACCGCAUAUACAUUUUGCUUCUCGUGUAUACUUGUCGAAGACCACUGCGAUUUGUGCUGCUUAUAAAAAAUACUGCACGGGGCUGACGAAGGCCGACUGUGUGCUUGCGAACAAAUCGCGGCAUCUCAAUUCAGACUUUAUGAAAUUUAUAACUGAACCAUCAGUGCCAAGAAAUAGACCUGACCUAACAUCGUUUAUACAUCGACCUUUUCAACAUUUUCGUGAAUUAUUUAAGUUAGUGCAGUUAUUGGCUUCAUACUGUCGCUUAGACACAGAAGAAUUUAACAACUUUCAAACUGUCAUCUAUGAAAUUCAGGCUGCGUAUCGUGAAAUAACGACAUCGGCAGGACUCAUGGAGCCAUUGUGCGAUGGACGACCCCUAUUGACAUUACAAGACUUGGAAGCUCGUUUGGUUUUUACAAAAUGCAAACCAUUCGUGUUGGCAGUACAAGGCAGACAAUGGAUUUUCGGCGGAGACUUAUCGCGUGUCGAAGGAAAAUCAGUUAUACCGUAUUGGACGUUGCUUUUUAGUGAUAUUCUGUUGUUUACGAAAGUAAGUCGGGAUAGAGUUCUCUUCAUCACCGAGGAUCCGAUUCCGUUGGCUCACAUUGUGGACUCGUGUUUCACUGUAAAAAGAAAAGGAACGGAAUUUCGUCUGACAACUGACCCAAAUGGCAGAGCUGCAGAAAGUCCAACUGUCCAUUGUGGACCCGACAUUACAAGAACUCCUAGGAAAAACACAAAACGAAAGAGUAUCAUCUUGCAAGCACCAUCACCGGAAUUGAAAGCUGUGUGGCAAAAUUACAUAACGCGACAAAUAUUUUUAGUAAAUGCUGCGCUGAGCUCGACUCCACUCAGUAGUCCGCUAGAUUCACCGGAUAUCAUGCAAACGCUUUUACCGUACGGAGAAAUCGGAGCAACAACGACGUCUGUUAGUUCCGUGAAGCUUUCCAUGGACAACAUUCACUAUCGCAACCAGCAGGUGCAGUCGCCGUCAAAGAAGGUCACGAAGCAAAUUGAAGAAUUUAUCGAUGAAAAGUGUCGUAGCCUUAACAAGAGUGGGACUUCGCGCGGCGGAGCCCUUCACCUUGCACAAUGGAUGAAAUGUCAAUUAGAGAAACAGGUAAUGUACCUCACAACAAAACUUUUUAUAACUCGCAAGUACAAAAGUCUGAAAGACGAGUAACAUGCAUGUUAUUCGGAUCCGGAUGACGAAGCAAACAAAAUUCACGAUUGGAGUCCGGAAGAGGUGCAAAAACGUUCAACAGAACUCAAGUUAAUCGACGAAAAUGGGGUCUGUUGCAAAACUUCCAUUCUUAGCUCUAAAGAAAGUAGUUGUAAACACAAUAAUAAUAAUAUUAAUAGAAGUAGUAGCAAUAACAUGUUAGAAUCAACGCAACAACGCACAACUAGUGAUACUUCGAGAACGACAUCAGAUCUACUCACGAAUGGCGGGGGUGGCGACCAAAAAAAAGUCGCUAGCAAAGACCAUUCGCCAAAUCAUUCGCGGAGCACGACGCCCGAUAGUCAAGUCACGGUACGCUCGAGUCCGCUCAGCAAUAAAAUUGAUACGAUUUCUGUGUGUCGGAGUUGCGUCAAAAAGUGCGCAAGUCGUCUAAGUUCCUCUAGUAGCAACUCGUUGCUGGUUCAGUCGAAAGAAGGGCGGAAAAACAGUUUAGCAAGCAAUAGCUCGUCAACAACAAUUUCGUCCGCUUCUAGUACGAUAACUGGCGAAAAUAAAACCGAUUCUGGACAUGAGAACUCGUGUCUAAUUUCUAGCCCGUCCAAUAGUUGCAAAAGCAACACGAGCAAAACCGCGUCGAGUGUCGACAUUAACAGUAACAAAAACAAAGAAUACCGCAUAAAAAGUAAUACGCCGUGUCCGUGCAAAUGCAGGCCAAAAGAUUUCGAGAGAAAAGGCGUAUCGGAGGUGUGCAAACAUGAGACAGUCAAAAUAUUCGAAAGUAUCAUUGAAGCAAAAAAGCAAACGGUGACACUGAAAAAUAAUACACCAACGAAAAUGUCACAAAUUGUGUUGGAAAAGCUAAAAGAAAGUCAGAAGGCAGAACCGGAAAUCGUUAUUGAGAAAGAUGAAGGUGAAGGUGAAGAUGAAGAUUGGUCAUUGAUGUUAAUCGGAUUGGCACAAAUCAAUCCGGCUGCGAGUCUGGUAACAAUGGAUCCAUUUGAAGUUGUUCCAACUAUUUCUGUAGUGCCGCCAACGCCUGAAGGAUUAAACAGUCGAUUGAGUAAUCCAAACAUUUGGGAGAUUGAUAAACUUUCACCCGACGAAGCUGAAGAUCGCACAAUUCCCGUGCCAAAACCCACGCAGCCACAAUCUUCCUUUUCCGACGACUCGCCAGAUGAACCGCCAUAUUUGGCUCUCAAUACGGGACUCAAGCGCUACGGAACAAUGUCAAGUUUGGAACGAGUUCCUUCGGAAGAUACGGACGAUAAAACAUUCAAUUCCAGUGAUGAGGAUUCUGAAAGUGAUAUAAAAAUUGUAACUCGCCAACAUUAUUCCAACUCGGACCAAAUAAAAGCUUGGACAUCUCGUGCUGGUGCAUUCCUUGAAGAGUCAAAGGCCUUUAUUGAUAAGUAUUUGGUAAAACGUGAAUUGCCCGAUAGCGUUAUUAAGAGACAAGAUGACCCACUGGAAUCUUCCGGAGCCGCAAGUAGUGAAGAUCUUUGGGGUACACCAACAAGCGGAGGAGAGUAUGAUGAUGCACAUAAUUUUUCAGGACCAGAUCAUCAUAUGCAAUCACCUACAAAAUCAUCAUCCGAUUAUUCUGGACCCGAAGAACCUGAACUAAUGAUGGAUGAACUCUUAAUGAUGGCACCACCCAUCACCUCGAGUAAUAUGAGAGGACUACUUCCAAGGAGAAGAUUAGAACCGUUAUUUGAAGAAGACACAGAAAGUGGUGAGUCUGACGAUGAAAGACCGUUGAAUGGUAAUAAAGCACAACAGGGGCAAAGUAUGGUGGCAACAACAAGAACAUGCGUCGAUGGUGCCAGUUCGGUAAAAGAACCAAUCGAAUCAGAUUCAAGCCAGACGAGCAGCCAGAGUCCCGACUCAUGCACACUAGUCGACAAGUCCGCUCCACCUUCGCGACUGCAUUCGGUGGUAAGAGCAACAAGGUCCCUCAGCACACUGCAGCAACAUCAAAUGCGACGCGAACAACUGCAACACCAGACCAGAAUCUAUGGGAACGGUGCUGACAAAUACUUUGUAUCUGCACAAAUCAUCCAAGAAACCAAAAUAACAAAUACCGAUACAAUUAUCGAGUGCUCCGACAGAAGUUCCAAUUUUCCUCAAAAUCAGCAGCGGCCAGACCAUCCGAUCUCUCAUUCGUCGACACCACAAGAACAACGCCAGCCGCCUCCGCCGCAUCAUCUCAGUCCACGUUUAGAGAUGCGGUUAGCAAUGAAUCAGGAUAUUUUGUGCGAGGAAGAUCUGAUGAACUACGAUCCUGGGCCAGAUCUCACUUCGAUUCUCGGGCACGACCUCUCUUCAUACCGCCGAAUGACGGGCAAAGAUAUAAUUAUGAACCGGAUUAUCAGCAGCACGAGUUCCAGCAAUCGGAACAACUUCUAUCCAAGCAACGCCGCGCACAACUCAUACUAUCCACAAAACAAUUCAAAAAUGGACACGCCAAUACUCAACCGAAGAAGAUCAAGUCAACGUAUAUGGAGCAGUUCUGGAUUUGUGGAGCGCGAAGAAAGCGCACUCUCCGACUUGGAGCGUUUAGCGAGGCGCGAGAAGAUAUACUGUAUGACUCAGCUGCAACAGACUUCGCGACGGCCGACGAAGGCGAUGACUUCUCAGACUGAUAUUACGACGUCACAAACUACGCCGCAGCUAGCGAGACGACCAAACAAACUUUUCAAUUUCUUUAGCAGGCGUAACUCAGAACAACUACUACUGACAAGUAAUAAAAACGCGGUUAGUAGUGAUAGACUAACUUACGAAGAUUUGAAUGACUUUGAUCUCAGUUCCUCGGCGAGCUCUCCACGGAGAGAACUAAACCGCCCAUUAGUUGAUCGACGAUUCCAGAAACAACUUUGUCGACGGAAGCAGAAAUCCAUCGCCGCGAAUUUGUGAUAAAAUCAAUGAAAAACAAAUAAUUAACGAACAUUUUAAUGUAAUUCUUUUAACUUAAAAUUUAGUCAAUUUGAUACCUAAUUGUGAAAGACAAGGAAAAAGUUAUUACAAAUUAUAGC